Drosophila takahashii is the source of this 3510-nucleotide messenger RNA. RefSeq names its product position-specific antigen beta subunit myospheroid (gene mys). NCBI's taxonomy places the organism in Eukaryota, Metazoa, Arthropoda, Insecta, Diptera, Drosophilidae. Gene Ontology annotation, cellular component: integrin complex; focal adhesion; cell surface. The record is from RefSeq and is a predicted model, not a curated record. Gene Ontology annotation, biological process: cell-matrix adhesion; cell adhesion mediated by integrin; integrin-mediated signaling pathway. Gene Ontology annotation, molecular function: integrin binding.
CAUCGCAUUCUGUUCCGCUGUUCCGUUCCAACAAGACAAAGCAAGAGUAAAUUAAUUUAAUCCAAAUUCAAUUCCCGACUCCCGCAGUCGAAGUUAUUUUUUUUGUGCCCCCAAAAGAGUUGAAUUCGCCGACUGGGCGAAAAACGCCGGCGCACGGAAGAGACAGGGAUAGAGCACCUAGCACUCGCACUCGCACAGACAUCCUGCAUCAACCUACACCCACACAGCCAUGAUCCUCGAGAGAAACCGGGGGAGCCAGGUGGCCCUUCUUCUGGUCGUCCUGCUGGCGGCCAUCGCUGCCCAAACGGGGGCCCAGAAAUCCGGCAAACUGACGACGACCGGGACUUCCUGCGCCUCCAAGCUGAGAUGCAACACCUGCAUCCAGGUGGAGGGAUGCGGCUGGUGCCUGGACAUCGACUUCAAGGGCCAGUCACGUUGCUACCAGAACGGAACCCAAAAGUGCGACAACCAGUGGUUCCCGCAGAACCUGGAGAAGAUUCUAUUGAACGAGGAGCUGACCGCCGAGUCCAGUGGAUCCUCUAGUGGCUUCAGUGGAUCCAGUGGCUAUUCCAUCGAGAGCGGCAGCAGCGGCAGCAGCGGCAGCAGCAGCAGUUCGGGCCACUUUAGCCAGAACUCCGGCGGCUCGAUCUCCGGCAGCGGGGCGCACAGGUCCUCGGGCAAGAUAGUCCAGAUCCAGCCGCAGUCCCUGAAGCUCUCGUUGCGCGUCAAUCAGAAGCACAACCUCAGGGUCAGCUACUCCCAGGCGGUGGGCUAUCCCGUGGAUCUCUACUACUUGAUGGACCUCUCCAAGUCCAUGGAGGACGACAAGCAGAGUCUCUCCAAGCUGGGCGACAAGCUGUCCACGGCCAUGAAGGAAAUCACCUCCAACUUCCGCCUGGGCUUCGGUUCGUUUGUGGACAAGGUGCUCAUGCCCUAUGUCUCGACCAUUCAGAAGAACCUAAUAUCACCGUGUGAUAAUUGCGCAGCAACAUAUGGCUAUCGUCACAGUGUCAGCUUCACCAAUGACACGUAUAAGUUUAUUGAAGAGGUGAAGGGCGCCCAGGUGUCGGGCAAUCUGGAUGCUCCGGAGGGCGGAUUCGAUGCCAUUAUGCAGGCCAUUGCCUGUCGCUCGGAAAUCGGCUGGCGCAACGAGUCCCGUCGCCUGCUGGUCUUCUCCACGGACGCCGGUUUCCAUUAUGCCGGCGACGGCAAGCUGGGCGGAGUGAUUGCCCCCAACGACGGCGAGUGCCAUCUGAAUGCCCAGGGCGAGUACACGCACUCCAUUUACCAGGACUACCCGAGCAUCUCGCAGAUCAACCAGAAGGUCAAGGACAAUGCCAUCAACAUUAUCUUCGCGGUGACCGCCAAUCAGCUGUCGGUCUACGAGAAGCUGGUGGAGCACAUUCAGGGCUCCUCGGCCGCCAAGCUGGACAACGACUCGGCCAACGUGGUGGAUCUGGUCAAGAGUGAAUACGAUAAAAUCUCCUCUUCGGUGGAGAUGAAGGACGACGCCAGUUCGUAUGUGAAGAUCAACUACUUCUCCUCCUGCCUGGGCAACGGAACCCCAGUGGCCACCAACAAGUGCGAGAAGGUGAAGCAGGGCACCAAGGUGACCUUCAAUGCCGAGAUCCAGCUGCUCAAGUGCCCCGAGGAUCCGCGCGACUGGCACCAGACCAUCCGCAUUUCGCCCGUCGGCAUCAACGAGUACAUGGAGAUCCAGCUGGAGAUGCUCUGCUCCUGUCCCUGCGAGCAUUCCGGGUCGCAGGGCUACGAGGCGAAUGCCUCGAUCUGCAACGGCCACGGCACCUCCAUGUGCGGCAUCUGCCAGUGCGACGAGAAUCACUUUGGCAACAAGUGCGAGUGCAAUGCGAUGGACAUUAACUCGAAGAACGGCAACGACGCUUCCUGCCGGGCGGACAACACGACGCUGACGGACUGCUCGGGUCGCGGCAACUGCGUCUGCGGCACCUGCGACUGCCACAAGCGUCCGAAUCCCGAGGAGGAGGUGUCCGGCAAGUUCUGCGAGUGCGACAACUUUAGCUGCGAGCGGAACAAGAACCAGCUGUGCUCGGGCCCCGAUCACGGCACCUGCGAGUGCGGCCAGUGCAAGUGCAAGCCCGGCUGGGGUGGCACCAACUGCGGCUGCCUGGAGUCCACGGACAGCUGUUUGGCGCCCGGCAGCACGGAACUCUGCUCCGGCCACGGCGCCUGCGAGUGCGGCGUCUGCAAGUGCACGGCCACCGAGCAGGGACGCUACUCGGGCAGGUUCUGCGAGAAGUGCCCCACCUGCUCGGGUCGAUGCCAGGAGCUGAAGGACUGCGUCCAGUGCCAGAUGUACAAGACGGGCGUGCUGAAGAACGGCGAUGACUGCGCCAAUAACUGCACUCUGUUCACGCCCGUUGGCGUGGAGAAGGUGGAGAUCGAGGAGCACAAGGACGAGCAGAUAUGCACCUUCUUCGACGAGGACGACUGCAAGUUCAUGUUCAAGUACAGCGAGGAUGGACAGGUGCUCAAGGUCUCCGCCCAGGAGAACAAGGAGUGUCCGCCCAAGGUCUUCAUGCUGGGCAUUGUCCUGGGCGUCAUUGCGGCCAUCGUGCUCGUGGGUCUGGCCAUUCUGCUGCUCUGGAAGCUGCUCACCACCAUCCACGAUCGCCGCGAGUUCGCCCGCUUCGAAAAGGAGCGCAUGAACGCCAAGUGGGAUACGGGCGAGAAUCCCAUCUACAAGCAGGCCACCUCCACCUUCAAGAACCCCAUGUAUGCGGGCAAAUAAAUCCGAUAUCUAACUAAAUAUUAGGGAAAUGUAAACUGUCUGUGCUUGAACCGGAAAUCAGAAAACCAACCACCAAACAAAUCCACAAGAAACCAAUCUUCAGAACACUUCGACGAAGCUGCUUUGCCCCGGGUGCAAAACCACUAAAGUCAACUGCCAUUGAAACGCGUUCUAAACUAAGUCAACCUUACAUAUAUAUAUAUUUAUAUAUACAUUUACACAAGAGCCUUUAUACAUUGCGUAUACUUAACGAGCAAACGAUUUGUGCCUUGCAACAUAUUUUAGAUUAUAUCUAUACGUAUAUAAACGAGCAAGAGAACAGACAACGCACAGCAGCCAGAAAAGAAAAAAAUAAUAAGAAAUAACAGCCAACAAAUGAGCCACGAACGAUAGUUAGAAAUACGAUUUUUGUGUUCUUUAUUGUGCCCAUAGUAUCCAAGUAUCCAAGCCAGCACAUGAAUUUGUAUUUUAUUUUUGACUCUUAAUUUGUAAUUUGUAUUUUUUGUUUUGUGUUUCCCUUACUGUUCCCUAAUUUUUAUCAUUAACGAGAAGCCACUGCAAUAUAGUGAUGUAUUUAACCGAAAGCGAAACCGAAAUCGAAACUAGAAAUGGGAUACUUAACUGAUACUGAUCUGCUACCCUCCCAAAAAACCCCUGUCUAAAUGUUUUUCUAUUGUUUUUAAAGCUAACUUUACAAUUAAUAUUUAAGCAAUUAACAUUUAAGCUUGUAAUUGUUAAUU